Fonsecaea multimorphosa CBS 102226 is the source of this 1137-nucleotide messenger RNA. RefSeq lists its product as uncharacterized. The record is from RefSeq and is a predicted model, not a curated record. The transcript has a single exon. Gene Ontology annotation, molecular function: 1-alkyl-2-acetylglycerophosphocholine esterase activity. Lineage: Eukaryota; Fungi; Ascomycota; Eurotiomycetes; Chaetothyriales; Herpotrichiellaceae. Bases 1 to 1137 code for a protein of 378 amino acids.
AUGUUGUGUCGUGCACUCACACUCGUUCCGGCCGCAGUCGUGGCAACAUAUACAGUGCCCAAACCCAAUGGCACUUAUGGGGUCUCCCUGGUCGACAAACAGCUGGUCGAUCUCGAGUUAUCCGACCCAUACCUUCCGCUACCUCACCGUCGAGUCGAAAUCUCCGUCAUCGCUCCGAUGGAGGCGAACAGCUGUCGCCCUGUCACCCAGCCUUACAUGCCAGCAGCUCAAUCAUCACAGUUCUGGGAGCAAGCCCUUGCCAACAUGACCGGCGUCUCUUUCGAAGGUACCAUUUCGCAGACUGAAUUGACUCUUUGUGAGCCGCCAGUCAAUGGGAGCAAUUCAACCUCUCCCUUGAUCCUCUUUGCCCCUGGUGCCGGCUUUCCACGCCAGCUGUACUCCAUCCUCUUGACAAGUGUCGUAGCCAAAUCAGGCUACACAAUCGUGGCCUUCGAACAGCCUGGCUAUGCCGAGUUUGAAACUUUCCCAAACAAUACCACUGAGGUCGGGCAAAUCAACGUCACGAAUGGCAAUGGUCUAGGCGUGCUUGUCCAAGACGUUAGCUUCAUUCUCGACACGUUUAACAUUUCAAACCGUUCGAUGUUGGCAGCUUGGGGCAGUUCUCGUCCAGCAGCAAUGUUUGGCCAUAGCGAAGGCGGCGCCGUCACAGCAGCGUCUCUACUUGUCGAGCCACACCGUCUGCUCGGAGGAAUCAACCUCGACGGAGCAUUUUAUGGCGCUCCUCUCCUCGCUAACGCAAGCAUAAAGCAGCCAUUUGCAAUUCUGUCGUCCUCAAUUCAUGAUUUCUCCGUGUCACCUUCCUGGCCUGUCGUCUGGAGUCAUCUGCAAGGCGACAAAUGGCAGAUCCAGCUGAACGAUAGCGAGCAUGCUACUUAUGGGGAUUUCCCGUUUCUAGCGGACCUAUGGGGCAUCAGAGAGAAGACGCAUGGACUGGUUGACGAGCUUGUGGGUGGACUUCUGGGGCAGGAAGCUAUCGAUGUGGUUGGCAAUUUGGUGAAAGCUUUCUUUGAUUUCGUGUUUGGGAAAGCACCCGUCAGCAACGUGGUCAACACCGCAGAGGCGGAGCAAGGGGUUUGGAAAGUGCAAAACGUAACGAUCGUGAGGUCGUUUCUCUGA